Messenger RNA from Phragmites australis (common reed), 3623 nucleotides. RefSeq lists its product as uncharacterized. The transcript is spliced from 33 exons. Gene Ontology annotation, biological process: protein import into nucleus. Gene Ontology annotation, cellular component: nuclear envelope; cytosol. Gene Ontology annotation, molecular function: small GTPase binding. The record is from RefSeq and is a predicted model, not a curated record. The coding region runs from base 217 to 3309 and encodes 1030 amino acids. NCBI's taxonomy places the organism in Eukaryota, Viridiplantae, Streptophyta, Magnoliopsida, Poales, Poaceae.
CCCCACUUCCCGGUCCCGGCCGCCACCUCUCUUGUCUAUUCUUCCGUCUCCGGCCUCUCCGCCCCGCAAUAAAAAACCCUAGACCAAAACCCCCGAAGCACGCCGCUCCCUCUCGCCACCGCUACCUCACCGCGCGAUCCCAUUUCGAAACCAAAAGGGGGUGCUCGUACUGAGCUCUGCGCGGCACCCGAACCCUAGGAGGCGUCGGCGUUUCCGAUGGCAUCGGGUGCGGCGGACGGCGACCAGCGCUGGCUGGUGGAGUGCCUGACGGCCACGCUCGACACCGCGCGCGACGUCCGCGCCCUCGCCGAGGAGUCGCUCCGCCAGGCUUCCCUCCUCCCCGGAUAUGGAGCCGCCCUUACAAAGGUUACAAUCAACAAAGAGAUCCCGUUCGGUUUACGUCAGCUAGCUGCUGUCUUGCUAAAGCAGUUCAUCAAGCAGCAUUGGCAGGAAGAUGAAGAGAAUUUUGUGCCCCCUGUUGUUUCCACUCCAGAAAAGGUGGUUAUACGGCAGCUCCUGCUUACCUCAUUGGAUGAUUCUCAUGGGAAGAUUCGUACCGCUAUUAGCAUGGCUGUAGCAGCUAUUGGGCAACAAGAUUGGCCUGAAGACUGGCCUGAGUUACUUCCCCUUCUCUUAAAGUUAAUAGGUGACCAAAGCAACGGCAAUGGAGUUCGUGGAGCAUUAAGAUGCCUAGCCCUUCUGUCUGAUGAUCUAGACGAUACAUGUGUUCCAAAGUUAGUGCCAGAGCUAUUCCCAUCAUUGUAUAGAAUAAUAUCAUCCCCUCAUCUGUAUGAAAAUUCUCUUCGCGCAAAGGCUCUUGCAAUAGUCCAUUCAUGUAUUUCCAUGCUUGGAUCAAUGAGUGGUGUUUAUAAGAGAGAUACAGUCAUUUUGAUGACUUCAGUGCUUGAUCCACUUAUAGAGCAAUUCUCCAUUAUUCUAAAUUCUCCAGUGCAGUCCCAAAAUCCUGAUGACUGGAGCAUGCAGAUGGAGGUGCUAAAAUGUUUACUUCAGCUUGUCCAGAACUUUCCUAGACUACCUGAAGCUAAAAUUUCUGCCAUUCUUGCACCGCUGUGGCAGACAUUUGUUUCAUCAUUCAAGAUCUAUCACCUGUCAUCCAUUCAAGGCUCAGAGGAUUUAUAUACUGUUGACUACGAUUCUGAUGGUAGUGAAAGAAGUCUCGAGUCUUUCGAGAUUCAGUUAUUUGAGCUAUGGACAACAAUUGUGGGGAAUUCUAGAUUAGCUAAGGUUAUCGGCGGGAAUACCAAGGAGCUAGCAUACUAUACUAUAGCCUUUCAACAGAUAACUGAAGAACAGGUGCAAAGCUGGUCACGUGAUGCUAACCAGUAUGUUGCUGAUGAAGAUGAUGUUACUUAUAGCUGUCGUGUGUCUGGGUCACUUUUGCUGGAAGAGAUAGUAACUGCUUAUGAAGAUUGUGGAAUUGACUCCAUUUUGGAAGCUUCACAGACGUGUUUUCGUGAAUCACAAGAAUUGAAACAAGCUGGUUCUGCUGACUGGUGGAGACUGCAUGAAGCAUCACUUUUUGCGCUAGGUUCACUGUCAGAACAGUUGUGUGAAGCACAGGAUUCUGGUUUCACAAAAUACAAUGUGCGUGAUUUACUUGAGAAAAUGCUAACUGACAUUGUGGGAACAGGGGUGCAUCAGUACCCAUUUCUCCAUGCACGUGCAUUCUCCAUUGUGGCUAAGUUCUCUUCAGUGAUAAGUAAGGGAGUCAGUGAACAAUAUCUAUGCAAUGCUGCUCAAGCAAUUGCCUCAGAUGUGCCACCCCCAGUUAAAGUUGGUGCUUGUAGGGCAUUAGCCCAACUUUUGCCAGAAUCUAAUCAGGAUUUGAUUCAGCCCAGCAUUAUGGGCAUACUCUCAUCUCUUGUCGAUCUUCUGCGGCAGGCAUCUGAUGAAACGCUGCAUCUUGUUCUCGAAACCCUCCAAUCAGCCAUCAAAUCUGGUGGAGAACAAUCAACUUUAAUUGAGCCCAUCAUUUCCCCUAUCAUACUAGAUGUUUGGGCUCAACACAUUGCUGACCCAUUCAUCAGUAUUGAUGCUGUAGAAGUGCUAGAGGCCAUCAAGAGUGCUCCAGGAUGCUUACAACCGCUUGUGUCCCGGAUCCUCCCAGCAAUUGGGUCCAUUUUACAGAAACCCAAGAUCCAGCCGGAUGGACUAGUUGCAGGUUCACUGGACCUCUUGACAAUGAUACUCAAAAAUGCUCCAACUGCUGUGGUUAAAGCAGUCUUUGACACAUGCUUUAUUUCUACGAUUCUAAUUGUUCUUGAAAGUGAUGACCAUGGAGAGAUGCAGAAUGCGACAGAAUGUUUGGCAGCGUUCAUAUCAGGUGGUCGGCAGGAGUUGCUUGUCUGGGGUGGUGAACAAGGACGUACACUCAAAAUGCUACUUGAUGCAGCUUCAAGGCUUUUAGAUCCAGUGUUAGAAAGUUCAGUAUCACUCUUUGUUGGAAGCUUUGUUUUGCAACUUAUUUUUCAUAUGCCUUCGCACCUAUCUCCAUACAUACCGGAUCUCAUUGCUGCUAUUGUGAGACGUAUGCAAACAAGCAGCAUUUCAGGAUUGAAAAGCUCGCUUAUUGUUAUAAUAGCCAGACUAGUACAUCUGAGUGCACCAAAUGUUGAUCAGUUCAUCAAUCUUUUGCUUUCUAUCCCUGCCCAGGGUUAUGACAAUUCACUUGUUUAUAUUAUGUCUGAAUGGUCACAACUACAAGGUGAAAUUCAGGGAGCCUACCAGAUAAAGGUAACAACAACUGCAUUAGGUCUUCUCAUGUCUACUCGUCAUCCUGAGCUAUCAAAGGUUGAAGUUGAAGGGCAUCUUAUUAAGACUAAUGCAGGUAUAACCACACGAUCAAAAGCUCGGGUGGCUCCUGAUCAAUGGACCAAGAUACCACUCCCUGCUAAGAUCUUCUCACUGUUAGCAGAUACUUUAGCUGAAAUUCAGGAACAAAUUGGCGGUGGUGGUGAUGAUGACUGCGAAGAGGAUAGUGACUGGGAAGUUCAGAAUGGUGACACUGGUAUUGCAGAUGAUAUCAUAUACUCGGGAUCAGUUCCUUCAAAUGCUAAUCCAUCAGUUGAACAUCUAGAUGCAAUGGCUAAGGUUUUUGAUGAGGAUGACGAUGACAGUUAUGAUGAUGAUCUGACAAAAACCGACCCUCUUAAUGAGGUGAAGCUGUCAGACUUUCUUACAAACAUCUUUGUCAACCUGUGGGAGAGUGAUCGGCCACUAUUUGAGUAUCUUUGCCAGGGCCUAUCAGAUUCGCAGAGGUUCGCUGUUGAAAAUGUUUUGAGGAAGUAAAGAGUUCUACAUGAUUGAUCUAUAUUUCUUCACAUUAGAGAGAGCCAGCCUUGUAGGCAUUGGUGUAAUUGUCAUGCGUAUUAUAGUUUUGUAAUUUUAUUGGUCUAAGAUGCGGUCCAGCUCUGAAGUUGGUGGUGUGAGGUUUUGUUAGCCUAGGUCUUUUUAUCAUCGUUGAAUUUUGAGGUGUAACUAGCCAUGUCUGCAUUGUUGUAUUUGAUGGGGUGCUGUCGUUGCUGUUUGUAUCCAUGAUUCGUUUGUUGAAGGACAGUAAAAAUUAUCGGAAGAGUUAAACUCUUCACUCCUGCAGUUGUUAA